AGUUCAUGAAGACAGACUGGAAGGAGUCAUCUGUGGAUGGUUUCCUGGAGAGAAUCAUUUAUAAAUCCCUCCAGAGUAAAAAUGGCCACCUGGACCUGUUUGUUCGCUUCCUUCAUGGCCUCUGUCUGGAGUCCAACCAGAGACUCUUAGUAGGUCUGCUGGGUCAGACAGAGAUCAGUCCAGAAACUAUCCAGAGAGUCAUCAACAACCUUAAAAAGAUGAACAGUGAUGAAAUCUCUCCUGACAGAAGCAUCAACAUCUUCCACUGUCUGAUGGAGAUGAACCACCUCUCAGUACAUCAGGAGAUCCAAGAGUUCCUGAAGUCAGAGAACAGAUCAGAUAAGAAACUCUCUGAGAUCCAGUGCUCAGCUCUGGCCUUCAUGCUGCAGAUGUCAGAGGAGGUUCUGGAUGAGUUGGACCUGCAGAAGUACAACACAUCAGAGCGGGGACGACAGAGACUGAUUCCAGCUGUGAGGAACUGCAGAAAGGCUCGAUUGAUGGACUGUGGUUUGUCAGAGAUCAGCUGUGAUUAUCUGGCAGCAGCACUGAAGUCCAACCCCUCCCAUCUGAGAGAGCUGGACCUGAAAAGAAACAACCUGGAGGAUCCAGAUGUGAAGCAGCUGUCUGAUCUUCAGCAAAGUCCAGACUACAGACUGGAGACUCUGAGGUGGAGCUGAUGAUGGUAAACAGGACGGUGUGUGUGCU
This is a messenger RNA of Oreochromis niloticus (Nile tilapia), 705 nucleotides long. RefSeq names its product NLR family CARD domain-containing protein 3-like. The transcript is spliced from 3 exons. Bases 6 to 677 code for a protein of 223 amino acids. Lineage: Eukaryota; Metazoa; Chordata; Actinopteri; Cichliformes; Cichlidae. The record is from RefSeq and is a predicted model, not a curated record.